Molecule: messenger RNA, 522 nt
Organism: Phycomyces blakesleeanus NRRL 1555(-)
Lineage: Eukaryota; Fungi; Mucoromycota; Mucoromycetes; Mucorales; Phycomycetaceae
Product: Homeodomain-like DNA binding domain-containing transcription factor
Exons: 2
Coding region: 1-522 (173 amino acids)
Molecular function (GO): nucleic acid binding
Source: RefSeq, a predicted model, not a curated record
AUGCUUAAUGUUAGUCCUUAUACUAUUUCAAGAAUGCUUAAGUACUACAAAGAAACUGGGUGGUAUGAGAGAGUCAAGAACCCAGGGAGACCAAAGAAGUUAAAUGCAAGAGAUAAAAGAGAGAUUCUGCAUGAGAUUUCAAAGGAUCCGAUGCAACCAAUGUCUUACAUCAGAAAAGCCAUUGCAAAUCUCAUAUCAGCAAACACUCUAAGAUAUUUCCUUCGCAGCAAUGGCAUAUAUUCCUUUCUCCACAAGAACAACACUGGUCUUCAUACUACAUUUAUCUCUCCAACCAUGAAGUGUGAAGGUGGUUCUUUCAUGGUUGGGGGAUGCUUCUUCAGCAAGGGUGUCGGGGCUUUAAAAAUCAUAAACGGACAAGCCAAUGGCAAGAAGCAUGUUGAAGUAUUAGAAAAGGCAUAUCUUCCUUCUCUCUCAGCCUUCCAGCAGCAAACUGGUUGGGAUGACUUGGUACUCCAAGAAGACAACGCCAAGGCACAUACAAGCAAUGUUGUUGUAAAUUGA